AUGACACCACCAUCCACCACCACCACAUCACCACCAUCAACCACCACAUUCCAUCAUUCAAUCCGUCCAUGGCUAACCGACUUCUUCGCAACAUCCACCCUCUCCCUCCCACUCUCCUUCACGGAACUCGCUUUUCGUAUACAAAAAAACCUCCACACAUUCCAUGCCAACUAUCUCAUCAUCACAGCCCUAAUAUUCUUAUCAUCCCUUGUCAUUUUUCAUCACCCAAUUCUAUUCAUCUUUUCCAUUCUCAUCAUUUCCACGUCCAUUUACGUGGGUCUUGUUAGAGAUGAACCGUUUUUAGUUUUCGGUUUUGAAAUACGUCAGAGAAGGGUUCGUGGUGUGGUGUACAUGGUUACUUUUGUUGUGUUGGUUGUCAAUGAUGUUUGGUGGAAUGUUUUCACAUCAGGUUUGGUUUCCGCAGUUGUGGUUUGUUUGCAUGCGGUUUUCAAGACUCCUGAUCAUGAUGAUGCUGAUGAUGUGGAAUCGCCUAAAUAUGGUGAGUUGUUAUCGGUUAUUGAUGACAAUGAAGGCGAUUCAGGCAUUUUGCUGGCUCGGGAUCUUAUACGCUCGAGUGAUCAUGUUUGA
This is a messenger RNA of Erigeron canadensis, 588 nucleotides long. RefSeq names its product PRA1 family protein F2-like. NCBI's taxonomy places the organism in Eukaryota, Viridiplantae, Streptophyta, Magnoliopsida, Asterales, Asteraceae. The record is from RefSeq and is a predicted model, not a curated record. The transcript has a single exon. Gene Ontology annotation, cellular component: Golgi apparatus; endoplasmic reticulum. Gene Ontology annotation, biological process: vesicle-mediated transport. Bases 1 to 588 code for a protein of 195 amino acids.